Messenger RNA from Colletotrichum truncatum, 1368 nucleotides. The record is from RefSeq and is a predicted model, not a curated record. NCBI's taxonomy places the organism in Eukaryota, Fungi, Ascomycota, Sordariomycetes, Glomerellales, Glomerellaceae.
AUGGCCGAUACUGCGCCCACCGACCCCGCCACUCAGGUCGAUACCAACGCCUCAGCCGGCGCCGAACACGGCUACCCUCAUGGCCACCUGGGUCACCUCAGCCAACACGAGGAGGCGCAGCUCGUCGCCUUCAAGAACCUACUCGAGGAGAAGGGACUGUACAAGCCUGGCCCGCCUGCCUCGCAUGACGACCCAACACUGCUGCCGGAUGUCUCGGAAGUGGUGAAGCUGACUUGUUUUUUUCUCUUCUCCUCAUACAGUCGCUACCUACGAGCCCGUAGAUGGGUCCCGGAGGACGCCUUCACCCAGUUCAAGGACACGGAGGACUGGCGCGUCGCCAGCGAUAUCGAUACCCUCUACCGCACUAUAGAGCUUGACGCCUACGAGGAGAGCCGCAGGCUGUACCCGCAAUGGACCGGUCGCCGUGACCGCCGGGGUAUUCCCCUGUAUCUCUACGAGAUCAGGCACCUCGAUAACAAGACCAUCGCCAACUAUGAGAAGUCGGGCAAGGAGUCCUUCAGCAAGGCCAAGUGGGACGGCAAAACCCCCCAGGGUCUUCUGAGGCUCUUUGCGCUCUACGAGAACCUCACCCGCUUCACCCAGCCCUUCUCUACCCAGCUGCAGGACCGCCAGCACCCCGAUGCCCCGAUCACGUUGUCCACCAACAUCGUCGACAUUUCCGGUGUUAGUUUGAAGCAGUUUUGGAACCUCAAGGGCCACAUGCAGGCCGCAAGCCAGCUUGCGACGGCACACUACCCCGAGACUCUUGAUCGCAUCUUCAUCAUCGGCGCUCCCGUGUUCUUCUCCACCGUCUGGGGCUGGAUCAAGCGCUGGUUCGACCCCAUCACGGUGUCCAAGAUCUUCAUCCUUAGCCCGCACGAGGUGCAGCCGACACUCGAGCAGUUCAUCGAGCCGCGCAACAUUCCCAAGAAGUACGGCGGCGAGCUCGAAUUCAACUGGGGCGACCAGCCGACCGUCGACCCGGCCUGGGAGGGUGUCGUGCGAUGGGAGAACGGCCACUCAUCCUUCAAGUCGCGCCCCGCCGUCUGGCGCGUCACCGACGACGGCACCCGCGUCGAGUGCUUCGGACUCGGCAGCGUCGGCGGAAAGGAGCAGAAGGAGCUUAUCGCCUCCGUGCCCCGCACCUGGCCGCCGGCGCAGGAGAAAUCCAACGGCGCAGCUACGGAGAAGACGACUGCAGCGGCACCGGUUGAGACCCCCGUCGAGGCUGCCAAGACAGAGCCCACGGCUGCGAACGGAGAGGAGGAGCUUGCGAAGCUCUCCAUCUCCGAUACCAAGGAGAUUGCGGAGAAGCACACCAACGGCGCGGCGGCGCCGUCCCCUGCCAUCCCGUCGACGGUCGCAUAG